Messenger RNA from Panicum virgatum (switchgrass), 1657 nucleotides. RefSeq lists its product as uncharacterized. The record is from RefSeq and is a predicted model, not a curated record. Lineage: Eukaryota; Viridiplantae; Streptophyta; Magnoliopsida; Poales; Poaceae. The coding region runs from base 263 to 1444 and encodes 393 amino acids. The transcript has 2 exons.
UCGGGGAUGCGAUGCGAGCGCUGCUGGAAACAGCCUUACCACCGGUGACGAGCAGCCCAUGAGGUCCACCUGGUCACCGGGAAUUGCCUAGGGUUUCCUCCCUUUAUAAUCCAUCCCUUCGCCGCCUCCGCCGCCUCCCACUCAGCCUCUACCGCUGCCGCCGCUUCCUAGGAAUCAGAUCUACGAGUAAUCCAGGAAAAAUUGGGUCUUUGUGCGCUGGUUGUUAACUGAGAACAAGAAGGGCGACGAGCAAGGAACGAGGAUGCCAAAGCGGCGGUGCGAUGAACGUUACGGCAGCUGUACGGAAGAGCCUCGGCAGCAGCAGCACCUUUACCUUGUCCUUGAUGACUGGAGAUAUGGAUACACCAUCCGCAAGGUAGAGUUGCCGCUCCACUCAGGAGAAGACGCUGAGCAGAGCUUGCCUCGUCCUUUCUUUCGCUUCGUGGCGAAGCAUGAGUUGCCCCACUUCUUCACGUCCGCCUUCGGCACCAGGAUCAUUGCGAUGCAUACCAUGGAUUCCACCGGCGCCGUCCCGGUCAUUGAUAUCAGCACGCGGAGCGUCAUCUUUGGCCCUCAGUACAACUACCCGGUUAAACCCAUCUACUUCCCCAUCGGCAACAAGCUCUUUGCUUUGGACUCCGGGACCUUCGAGUUCUGCCGCUGCCCGCGUGGCGAUGGCUUGCCACUGGGACAACCUCAUGCUGAAAGUGGUGGCAUGUUCUUUGAUGGUGACGACGAGUGGUCAUGGGUUCAGAUUCGGAUGCCAUUCCAUAGGCGGCACGUCACCUCCUAUGCUGUGCACUCUGAUGGACAGACAAUCCUCAUCAGCACCAAGAGCGAUGCUGCCGCGGCCACAUUUACCUUUGACACGGUGAAGCGUGAGUGGAAAUGUCUUGGCGAUUGGGCACUACCAUUCACCGGCCGCGGGCACUACGACGGCAAGCUGGAAGCCUUGGUGGGGCUUUCUGAAGACCCGAAGACCCUUGGGUGGCUCUACUCCUGCAAGCUGCCCGGAGCCAACAGUGGCAGCAGACAGUGCCCUGCCCCUGCUUGGAAGCUCAACAAGGAGAGGGUGUUCAGCACGAACCCAGCUGAAAGGCAUGUAGGUGCUACCCUCGUCUACAUGGGACGCAGAGCCAGGUUCUGCCUUGUGGAGUGCGUCUGUCUUGAGGUCAAGGCAGAAGACAACUCUGGGGAGGCCAGCUCUGAUCAGGUGCUGCUUAAGGGAGACAACUCUGGGGAGGGCAACUCUGAUCAGGUGCUGCUCAAGAAGUCGGGAGGUGGGCCUGAACGCAGUCGCUAUAUGUAUCGUCUGAUGACCUUCGUCCUCAAGUAUGACAAGAUGGAAGAUUUGAGGGUUAAAUGCUGUCGGGUUCGUUACUACAAUGUGCCUAAGAAAGCAUCACCUGAGUUUGGUGAGAAUCCUGCGGCAUUUUGGCUGUAGAAUGCUAAAAUCAUGUCAUGGGGUGGGUUCCUAUGUUUUCACUCAGCUGUGACUGUUGCUUUUCUAUGUUUUAAUUUAGUGUUAUUAUCAAACUGUUAUUAUGUGGACCCCUUGCUAUGUUUUAAUGUGUAAUAUCAACUGGUGAUUCUGUGUGUGUUGGUUUUCUGUGUUUUAAUUUAGUUUGAUGUGUAAUCUCAACUGUGAUUCUGUGAA